AUGUCAACAGGAAAUUUACUAUCUGGAAAUGUUUCUAAUAUUAGACCACCAUUCAAAAAACAACCUUCAAAUUAUGGUUCUGGAUAUCCUCAUAAUAUGGCUGUAAUUGUUGCUCCAACAAAAAUUGAUUAUUCAGUAACUAAAGGUGGUCUAAAAACGUGGGCCGUUUUAGUAACAUUUAUUAUAUUAUGUUUUACAAUGGGAGCAAUUAUUAGUGAAGUUGAAGAUGAUGAUUAUGAUAAUAGAGAUGUUAAUUCUUUUAUGGCAGCAAUAAAUGAAAAUGAAGAAAUGGAUAAUAUUGUUUCUGGUCCAUCUGUAAUAGCUGAAGAUGUUGUAGUAGAACAGGUACCAACAAGUAUGGAUGAUGAGGAAGAAAAUAAAGAUAUUAAUUUAGAAAUUCAAUUGUUCAAAAAUUUACAAAAAAAAAUUGAAAAAAAUAAAAAAUAUAGGUAUGAUAAAGUAAAAGAAAAUGUUAUACAAUUUAAUGAAAAUGAUAAAAAUAUUGAAAUUGAUAAAAAAAAUUAUGUAAAAUCAAACAAACAAGAACGUUAUACAGAACAACAUAAUAAAAAUAUAGUAAAUAAUGAUGAUGAGGAUAGUAUAAAUUUUAAUAAAAAUGAAAGAAAGAAAAAAAAGAAAAUUUUUGAUGAUAAAGAAGAUGAAAAAGAAGAUGAUCAAUUAAAUAAAAAAAUAGAAGAUAACAAUCAUAAAGAAAAUAAUAUGGAUAAUUUAGAAACAGAUUUAAAAUUUAAUUCUGAAAUACCAAAAAAAUAUAAACAAUUAGUUUGUAAAGAAGUUGAGGAAGAAACUGAAAAUAUUGAAAAUGAAGAUAAAGAUAUAGAUGAAGAUAAUGAAGAAGAUGUUAUUCGUAAAAUAAAAAAUAAAGGUCCUACAAGAAAUAAAGCAACGCUAUUACGUAAAAAAAAAUUACUUGAAAUAUAUUAUGAAAAAAGACCAAGAAAAAGUUUAUUAAAAAAAAAUCGUCAUUUAAAUAAAUUUUAUACAAAAAAUAAUAUUUAUAAUGAAGAUGAUGACGAUGAUGAUGAUGAUGAAUUUAUAAAUGAUAAAAGUGAUGAAGAUAAUUUAAUAAAUAAAAAAAAACUUGAACAUAAAAAAUCAUAUGAAAUAUCAUCAAUAAAAAAGUCAAAAUAUAUAGGAAGUUUGAAAAAAUUAUAUACAAAUAAAAAAGAUCAAAAAUUUCGUUCAAAAUUAGAUGCUGGAGAUUUAUUUAUUGAAAAACAUGAUUUUGUAAAUGGUGAAGCUAUGUAUAAUGAAGUAUUAAAAUUGUAUCCAGAAAGUCCACGUGCUCAUUAUGGAAGAGGUCGAUUAUAUGAAAUAAGAUCUGAAUUUGAAAAUUCAAAUAAUUUAAUGGAUCAAGCAAUGUUAGAAUAUCAAAUAAUUCUUGAUAAUGAUGAAGCAACUGAUGCAAUGUAUAAAGAAGCAUCUGAAAGUUUAAUUAGAUGUGCACGAUUUAGAGGAAAUCUUCAUAAAGUUUUAAAUGUUCAAAGAAAUAUGAUUGAUAGAGAUCCACAAAAUUUAAAUUUACAAAAUGAAUUUGGAAUAACAUUUCUUAUGAUGGGAAGGCAUGAAGAUGCUAAAAAAAUUUUUCUUAAUGUUAUAAAUGAAAAUUCUAAUAAUUCAAAAGCUUUAGCUUAUUAUGGAUAUAUAUUAAAAGUUUUUGAUAAAGAUAUUGUAAAUGGAGUCUUUCAUAUGAAAAAAAGUAUUUUAAAUGGUGAUUUAGAGCAUAAUGAUUCAAAAUUUUUUUAUCAUUUAGGAGAUGGUUUGAUGCGUCUUGGAAGAAGACAAGAAGCAUAUAAAAUUUAUGAAAAAGGUGCUGAAUUAGGGUUAUUUUUAUCAACAUAUCAAAGAUCAAUAUAUAAUAUAGUUGGAUUGACAGCAAAACCAUGGUGGAAUGUUGAAAAUAGUGGUUGCAUUAAAAGUUUAAAAAGUAUUGAAAAACAAUGGGUGUUAAUAAGAGAAGAAGUUUUUAAUGUAUGGAAAGAACAUUCAGAUAUGUUUUUACCAGAAGAACAUCAUUUAACAGAUGGAUCUCAAAAAUAUCUUCCACUUUUGAAUUAUGGUAAAAUUAUAGAAAAUAAUUGUUUAUUAACUCCAAAAACUUGCGCAAUACUACAAAAAUAUAUUAAGAAUGAAAAAUGUUUUAAAGAUAAUUCAAAAAUAUCAGUUCUUCAAUCUCAUACAACUGUUUGGCCUCACUGUUCAACUACAAAUCAUAAACUUAUUGCUCAUCUUUGUUUAUUAACAUCAUCUGAAGCUAGAAUAAGAGUUGGUAAUGAAACAAAAGGAUGGAAAAAUGGUAAAUUUAUAAUAUUUGAUGAAAGUUUUGAACAUGAACUUAGUUAUGAAGGAGCAGCUGCUGGUAAUAAUAGAAUAGUUUUAAGUAUAGAUUUAUGGCAUCCAGAGGUACCAUUAGAACAACGAAAGUUAAUUAUCGAAAAUAGUUAUUAA
Messenger RNA from Strongyloides ratti, 2469 nucleotides. RefSeq names its product Aspartyl/asparaginyl beta-hydroxylase. The transcript has 4 exons. Gene Ontology annotation, biological process: peptidyl-aspartic acid hydroxylation. The coding region runs from base 1 to 2469 and encodes 822 amino acids. Gene Ontology annotation, molecular function: protein binding; peptidyl-aspartic acid 3-dioxygenase activity. Gene Ontology annotation, cellular component: endoplasmic reticulum. The record is from RefSeq and is a predicted model, not a curated record. Lineage: Eukaryota; Metazoa; Nematoda; Chromadorea; Rhabditida; Strongyloididae.